Trematosphaeria pertusa is the source of this 486-nucleotide messenger RNA. RefSeq lists its product as uncharacterized. Bases 1 to 486 code for a protein of 161 amino acids. Lineage: Eukaryota; Fungi; Ascomycota; Dothideomycetes; Pleosporales; Trematosphaeriaceae. The transcript has 3 exons. The record is from RefSeq and is a predicted model, not a curated record.
AUGACAGGAAACGAGACCGACAAGUGCUCCUGGCGCUUGUUCUACAAUGAAUUGAUCGAGUACAUCUGGAAGGUCGCACGCCCAAAGAACGAAGCCAUUGCUUGGGCAUUGAUGUAUGCCGCUUAUGAGACGGCGGUUAGGACAGACCCAAACACCACGAAAGCCUUGACCCGAUCUUAUAUCCAUCCCACAACUCGAACCGGGGGCGUUUACGUCAAGGACGAAACGCAUAUCACAGUGUCUGUGAAGAAUGCACAAACGGCCCAAUCGGGACAACACCAGUCAAGCCAUGGUUACACGCCAGACUUGAGAUCAUUCGAAGUGAAUAGGGUCAAGCCGAGCAAUGUCAUUAAAGGCGACAACGUAAAUGCGACGUGGCCAGCUUCGAUGGGAAUGCGACCGAAAGACACCUUCUCAGGACCACCUGGUCUUCUGGGGCCGAAAAAUGAAUUCAUCACUUGGCCUUCGGAGGAAACGGGUGAGUGA